UUGUAUUGUUGUCUGUUAAGCUGGUAGCAGCCUAAUCUCAGCAGAGAUAGAGAAUGCCUGCAAAGACUCUUCUAGUGAGAAAAAUUGUAGAGAAAGGACAAGCAUCCAUUGUCGCAGCACAUAAAGAAACUUGAGCUUAGAUCUGUAUUUUACUGCACUGGGGAAGGCAGAAAUCCUCAGCUUCCAGAACUGUGAAGAAAACACUUCUGACCAACUCAAAAUCACUUCUGACCAAUCCAAUGCCUAUCCUAGAUAGAUUUAAUUAAAGGCUCAAGAAAACUGAUUUCUGUCAGUAGGUGUAAUAAACACAUUGUGCAAAGUUAAGAAGUCUCCAAGGCUUUGGAUAAUCAACAGAAAUCUUAAUUAAGUUCUGAUAAGAAUUUAUCAGUAAUUAUAGACAUUCACUUGGCGUUUAAGCAAUCCUCUAAGGUCACCAAAAAUAAUUUAUUGGUUCAUAUUUAUUAAUGCAGUUGAAACUUUUUUUUUGCUUAAAGGUUCAAAGUAAUGUCAGCCACAUGGCCCUGGUAGAGAUGUGAUAAGGCAUCAGAAAUCCAUCAACAGUUUCUUAAUAAAGCUGCAAAAUAAAGUCAUCAGUUUAUGCCUGGAAUGAACUUGUCUUGUGUCCUGUCAGAGAAUCUGGGUAACAGUUUUGAUAGAAGUAAGAUAAACUCUGUCAGGAUUGUUAGUCCCUUCCAAAACUGAACUCCAGAAGUGAGCCGUACUUUCAAACAUGGGAGUGUAUGGGUAAAAUUACAAGGGGAGGCUGUUUAAGAACAAACAUAUGUCAAACAUAGGGUAUAGGCUUCCUCCUAAUGGGCUUGGGCUUUGUAGCCCACGUAGGUUGCCAGAAUUGAAUACGAUACACAGUUUGUGGCUUUUGUGUCUUAUUUCUUAAUGAAUGCAUGAUGUACAAAUCAAAUACUGCAGCAAAAUAUGAGGCUCUAUAGUUACCCUACCAAGUGGCCUGUCUCCUGUCCUUGAUUUGACCCCUGGUGUUCUCCUCUGCUAUCCUGAUCUCCCUCUCCAAAUUAGCAAUCUCUGCAUAAAGAAAAGGAGCAUCAAGAUCAAUACCAGCAAGUUCCUCAUAAUGAGACUAAAGGCUCUGUUUCAUGGAAAGAUCUUGUCAGUCAAACGCUAAAAUCCACAGUCUGGGCAAUACAUCCCAGAGACCAUUAUAGAGGAGUGUGGUUGAAAACUAUUUCCCUGGGAGUGAUUUUGCUGCUUGGGCAAGUCUCUCACAGGUGAAAUCUAUUAGGAAGGCCAGACCACUUCCUAUAAGCAAGCAAGCAAGGACAGUCCAAAGAACAGGCAAUGAUGUGUUGCCUUGUGAGCAAGGAAGGUCCAAAAGAAGACUGCAAAUUUCAGUGGAAGUAGAAUUUUUUUGGCAAAAUCGAUAGUCUAUAAUGGGAUUUUGAAGGGAACUAUUUAUUCUGUAUGAAAUUGUCCAGUCUACAGAACUGGUAGUUUAAGAAACAAACAGAAAUGCCCAAAGAAAAGCUCAAGCAGCCUAACCUGGGUAUUGAGCUAAAGUUGCCCUCUUUUUGUGUAGUAUAGGUGGGACUGACAAUAGAUGUAAAUCAUCUGCUAUGCAAUGUGAUUUGUUUUGCCAUAGCUAAUUUCAGCUGCAGCAGCCAACACUGAUUGUUCAAGUUGGGUAUCGCCACCAUUUGUGAUCUGAGAUGCAGCCCUCUUUUUUUACAUACACACACCCCUUUUGUUUUUCUGGAAGAUGAUCAAAAGAAUCAAAAUUAUAGGGACCUUCCUCCUCACCUGAGAGGCACAGAGUUAGGAAUGAGAAUCCAAGAUCCAGCAAGAAGGUGCCCCUGGUUGACAAAAGCCAUCUCCCCAGCCAUCCCAGUGUACAAUGGGCUCGUGUUCUUGUUUGUAUUGGCAAACUUCAGCAUGGCAACUUUCAUGGACCCUGGAGUUUUCCCUCGAGCAGAUGAAGAUGAAGAUAAAGACGACGACUUCCGAGCUCCACUCUACAAGAACGUGGAGAUUAAAGGAAUCCAAGUACGGAUGAAAUGGUGUGCCACCUGCCACUUCUACCGCCCUCCACGCUGCUCCCACUGCAGCGUCUGUGACAACUGUGUUGAGGAUUUUGACCAUCACUGCCCAUGGGUCAACAAUUGCAUAGGACGGAGGAACUAUCGCUAUUUUUUUCUCUUCUUGCUGUCCUUAAGUACACACAUGGUUGGAGUGUUCACCUUUGGGCUCAUCUUCGUACUAAACCAUAUGGAAAAGUUGGGAGCAGCUCAUACUACCAUUACAAUGGCUGUCAUGUGUGUGGCUGGGUUAUUCUUUAUUCCAGUCAUUGGUCUCACUGGCUUCCAUAUUGUUCUAGUGGCCCGAGGGCGCACAACGAAUGAACAGGUGACAGGUAAAUUCCGUGGAGGAGUGAAUCCUUUUACCCGAGGAUGCUGUGGAAAUGUGGAACAUGUGCUCUGCAGCCCGUUGGCUCCCAGGUACAUAGUUGAGCCCAAGAAAAAGCAAGCUGUGAGUGUGAAGCCUCCUUUCCUCAGACCUGAUUUAUCUGAGCGUCAGAUCACAGUGAAGAUCAGUGACAAUGGGAUCCAAGCCAACCUCAACCGGAGCAAGUCCAAAAUUAGCCUGGAAGGUCUGGAGGAUAAAAGUAUGGAUGUGCAACCACCUCUCCCACCCAAAGGAGAUCCAAGCAAGUACUCUGAGCUAAAAGGGCCGCUGGGGACCAGUGAAGAAGGCAGCCUUUCACCCAAACUUAUCAGCCCUCCUACACCUGCCAUGUUCAAGUACCGCCCAGCUUUCACCAACAAUCCCAAAGUGCACUACCAUGCUACGGCUGAGCAGAUCACCAUGCAGGAGGGACACAGUCAAGGGGCUCUGAUAGAAGAGGAUGGCAGGAGCCUUGAUUACCAGUCUGAACCCAGCUUGGACAUCCCCAGCUACCGGAAGAGCUCCCUCCACAAGACCUAUCAGUCUUCCCCACUCCAGAUAGAUUCCUUUGCCAUCAAUUCACGAUCCCUGAGCCUGAAAUCUGCUGGCAGGAGAGGGACAGACAAAGUGCCCCUUCAUCCAAUGAAGUCUGAAGGGGCGGCUUCCACCCCUUACAAAAGCAUCUUUUCUCCCAAUUCCCUGUCAAACAGAAAUGGGAGUCUUUCAUAUGACAGUUUGCUAAACCCCAUGUCGCCCUCGGGGAGGAAGUGCAUCGCCCAUUCUGCUGUCAGCUCUGUUGGGUACCACUCCCCCUAUUUAUCAGCCAAAAUGUGCCAUCUACGGGGGAGCGAGCUGCAGCGCCAGCCACCGCAGAGCUUCAGCCCAGUGCUGGGGGGUCCAGCUCCACAUCAGCGAGACCCCUCCCCAGUCCGCUAUGAUAACCUCUCCAAAACCAUUAUGGCAUCCAUCCAGGAGAGGAAAGAGAUGGAAGAGAGGGAGAAGCUCCUCCAUUCUCACCCUGAUUCAGUGUUUGCAGACUCAGGUGUCUAUGACACCCCUAGCUCUUACAGCCUUCAGCAAGUCAGCACGCUCUCUGAAGACCCACGCAGCAUGGCAAUGAGAUAUGGAUCUAGAGACAAUCUGAUGGCUGCUACCAGUUUUAGCACAAGGAACCCUAUACUGCAGUCCUCAGUGUCUUCACUCUCAAGUGCAAUGACAAGAGCACCAAGGACUUCCACAACCUCUCUGCAAGCUGAUUUAGCCAAUAAUAAUGUCCAAUCCCAUCAAGCACUACAGGGCAGGGUGAGCAAUGGCUCCUACAAGUCUCCAGGCCACCAGGUCCCAUCGUCCCCCACAGGGAUGCCUAGGUCACCCUCUUAUGGAGGCCCGAAGGCUGUCUCGUUUGUAAACACUGUGGAAAUUACAGAGGUGCAAUCAGUGGGAGCACAAAGGGAUGACAUGCAGUUGAAGACACCUCACAAUAAAAUUAAUGGACAGCCAAAAGGAAUAUCCAGGUUGGGCUCAACAUCAAGUUCCCAGGGGACGCCUGUCAGCCCUGCUAGACACUCAAAUGUUAAGAAGGUGUCUGGAGUUGGUGGAACAACCUAUGAAAUUUCAGUGUAAAAUAAAAUUAAUUAAAGAGCCAUCCACUCAGCCAGCCAUGAAGCUAGGAGCACUGUGAAGACUCAAACAACAACAAAGAAGGAGCAGCAGCAACCGGCCACUCUCCUUUUCUUGUUUUGGGUUUGUUCUGUUUCCAUCUUUCUCUUUUGGCCAAAAAACCAGCUGCAGCCUUAUUCUUGAGGGAAUAAAAUUGUACAGUCCAUCAGACUCUUCCUGAACCGACAGGCAGGAGCUGGCUAUGACCUAACACCACAACCACAGAGCGGAUUUAUUUCAUGCAAGAGAGCGCUAAAGCCAUUGUGCGUGUGUCUGUCCAAUAAACCUGUUGUGUACCAGUUGUGCUGUGAAAAAGUACGGUCAGUCCAGGAUCAUUCAGUUUUUCCCAUGCCCCUUCCCAGUUCUUCUGACCAGCGAUGUGUGUCCGGCAGGAAUCAGAGGCCCAACUGCUGUUUUCCUACCGAUGCGGAAAGCAGACUUCCUGUGCUGGGCAGUCUACAUGUGUGAGAACUGCUCUGUGUCCUCCAGGCGUUGCAGGUUGGGUUCCUUCUCCUGGGAAGGAGCAAGGCAAGGGCACUUAGGCCACAAACACCGUGUCAUCUUUAAAUGCCUUCCUGGUCCCAGAUAGGAGCAGGAGAAAGGAUAGCAACAGCUUCUCACUGUCUGCCAUUCGCCUCCCUGUGUGUGAAACUGUGUGUGCGUGUGCGCGUGUUCGUCUCUCGUGGAAAAGUACUGCACCACCAGUAAGGAUCUUCCACUCUGACCUCUCAUCCCUCUGGUUUUUAAAAGCUUCUCUGACUUGGAAACAAAACCAAGCAGAUAGGAAAUACUUGGAUGGGAACAUACUUCAAACGUCAGCUGCUUUUCCUGCACCCUUCUUAUUACCUGUUGGAUUUAGGCAAUAACACGGUUUACUGCCUUGCCCUGGUGCCGUCUGUGUAAUCCUGCCGCAAGGUUAUCAUGAUCUGUUGAAUUUACAGUGUGUGUAACUGAGCCAAGCGUACAUCUAAAGGAUAUAAAUUUUCUGUCUGCCUAAUUACUAGCACAUUCCCUCUGGUCUUCAGUACUGUUAGACAAAGGAUUUUCCAUUUGGGCUUUUCCCCCGGGGAACAACUUUUAAAAAUAAUACCAAUCAAAUCUAUUUAACAUUUUGAGGUUUCCUUUUCCUGUCUCCAGAAAACUACAUUUACUUUGUUGGAUUUAAAGACAACUUUACUAUAAAAAACAAGGGGUGCAUUACUUUUGUCACAAAUACGAGGACUCUGGCAAAGCUAAUUUUGGGACAAAUUGUAUUUUUUUUUCUUUUCUCCUUUUCCUUCCCAUUCAGUUACCACCUCAGAAGUCAAAAGUGCUGAGAUCUGGACCAAUGCUAACUAGCCAGAUCAUGCGUGCAGUUAUUAACAUCCUGAACGACUGUUGCCAAACUCACUAAAAAUCAUUAUUUAUCCAGUCAGCAUAUGAAACCUCGACUUCCCACCUGGUUCUCCUGGUGAAUAGUUUGGACUAGAGAGCUAAAUUCAUAAUUUUUCAGGAUAUUUGUUUCAAGGGGUUGAAUCCUUUUCAGUCCUUGACUAUAAUGGAGAGCUCUCCAGAUAUUUGGUAGCAAUUCAGAACGUGUUGAUAACAACUUACUUGUUUUCAUGUAUGUUGAGAUUAAUUAUUCCAGAAGGCAAAUAUUGACCUCAGUUUUGCCUGGUUGAAAUUUAUCUUUUGAUUUGAUAAAUCUUGACAUCUGCUGCAAUAUAUGCUUAUUAUGUCCCUUGUAUAUCACAUCAUUUUUGAAGAGGAAGGUUGAAGAUAACAUAGGAAAGUUAAUCAUCUCUCUGUGUAAUGCUCUAUGUUGCCUGAAGGGAGAAACCUGGAAAACAGUGCAGCUGAAAUAGGCCAAAGUUACGAGAAAGUGAACUAGAAAUCAGGGUGCAUUUUAUUGCCUUGGUGAUAUUUUAAAUGCCUACUGUAGGGACAUUGCAGAGCAGAGAAGCAAUAGUCUUUCUAUGCAGAUUUGCUCACUGGCAUGUAGAAUAUUGUCUUUAGCUGGAGGCACAACAGUACCAGAAAGAUGCUGGCAAAGUAGAUCAGGUACAGAUGGAGCAAUUUAUAUUGGAAGACUGGACGAGCUGGCUGGUGAGAAGAUUUAAAGGGCUAGAAGCAUGUCACUGGCUAAGCAAUGAAGUGGAAAUCGAUUAUCAUAAUUGUACAAAUACAUUCUUUAAAAGAUGUAAAACCAAAGGUAAAUCAAAGGGUUGUCACUGGUAACCAGUGGUCUAUGUUUAAAAGGGGGCAGAAAAGAUAGAGGGAAAGGGCAGUGAAAUAGUCUUCCAAGGCAGAAUAUUGGAGACUAACAGUUUAGGACAGUCAAACUGUAUUUGGACAAGUCAUUAAAGAAAUUUCUGAAAGAGGUGAGCCUGCAGGGGCAAGGGGCUAGACCAGAUGGCCUUACAGAUUUCUUCCAUCUUUAACUGUUAUUAAUCUGCAACUCUACCCUACUGUUAACUCCUCAGGAAGAUGCAAUACUUCCUCAAGGACUGGAAUUCACUCUGGUGCAUAGAGUAUCACAAGACUUACUUAUUUUUCAAGUAUCAUGUAUGCCAUAUGUAAGCCCUGAAAAAGAGGGGAUAUGUGACACACUGAAUUUGGGCAAGGGAGCUAGACAAGGGCACAUUUUACCAUGUAUCUUUGAAUACGUACAUGAAAUUCAUGCAAACAAGGCUGAAAAUUUGCACCAAUAUUUGAGAUUUGCAUCCCAGUGAUGCUCCACUUUGAUCGUUCUUUCUCCUGCAUUUGUAAACAGAAAAAAAAAGCUACUGAGGAACUUGAAGGGCCAAAGAGCCUUUGAAGUUAACUACAUUAGUUCAUGAGAGAAUUUCUCAGUAAGACUAAACACAGUAUUGUGUGUAUAAAGCACUAAUAUCCAGGGUUAUUUUGACAUAGUUCACAAAGGGUGAGGGAGAAAAGAAUGAAUGCACUGUGUCAUUACAGGUUCAGUUGUAAGGAUUAUAUACUUUGUGAGUAGUUUUGCCCACAGUUGAGAGACAUUAGACUUGUUCAUAGGUUUACAAUGGUACCAAAGUAUUCUUUUUUUUCCUUUUGAGGUUUGCAUAUAGUUCAGUGCACACAGCCUGGAGUAAGUUAUUCAGAUCUUCUGAAAGAAUAAUCCGAGCAGAACUGUUAACAGGAGAUUGCAUGCAGCAAAUCCAGCCUCAUUUCCAUCAAAGGCACUGAACCUGCAGCUAUUUUCUCAUGAAUGUGUCUGUUUCCAUAGCUCCUGUUGCAGGACUGGGGACCUAUUUAUUAAAGCUAAUUUUGGAGCAGAAUCCAGCCCAUGUUAAAGUAUAGUUCUUCAAGCAGUUUACAGUUUAGCAGUAAGGUGGUUCUGCCCAGAUAGUCUCAGUUUUUACAGACACUGCAAGCCAAAUCUUCAGCUGGUGUAAAUUGGUGUGGCUCCAUCAAAGCUCAUUUAAGUGAUGCUGAUUUGCUGUAGGUGGGGAUCAGCCAUGAAAAUCCAGCACAAGUUACCGCAUCUUGUAAAGUAGCUUCUUUAUUUUUGUCAUGUUUAUUUCAUGUUUCAGAAGUCUUAAAUCUUUUCGACAUGUUUUUAUUUUUAGCUGUGGACUGUAUUACUUAUUUAAAAAGCAGCAAUAGUUUUUGUUUAGUUUAUGCAUCAGUUUUCAUUGCAUAUUGCAUUUUAUUAGCCAUUUGUUCCCUGUUCAUACACUCCCAUUUAGCUUCCAGGUUUUCAUUGUAGUACAAUCUGCCUUGAAAAGUUGGACCUCUGUAUCUUUAAUUGUAUAAUAUAUUGAGUAUUAUGAAAUUAAAUGUACCUUAUUACAUGGGUGGGAGAGAGAGGAAAUAUUUUUACUUGAAGCCUUAAUAUUUUCUUUUUUUACUACUUUGUUUGUUGACCUCAUAGGAAAGUCUGAAUAGUAAAGACUUUGAAACUCUGGGCCAAAUACUGCACUGAUAUACAACCAGCAUUUGGCCUCCUAUGUCAAAACUGGAUGCAGACAUAACCUGAAGUGAACAAGGGAAAAAGCCUCAGGGUGGUGUAUUUUCCUGAAGAUCAUUAAUACAGUCUCAAAAUGUGUCUGUAAGCAAGUACAUCACAGAAGUCUUCAAGUCUUGAACUUUUAAGAAAGGCGAUAGCAGGAACUGCCCUAAUAUCUUACAUUUGCAUUUUCUUUUUAAAUUAAGCAAAACAAGUGUAAUUACUUAGUUUGGUUAAAAUCAGCUCUAAGGGUUGCACAGAGCUAUGUGUGAGUAGCCAUGUGCAGCAGAUGGACUGUGUUGUGUCGCUGUUCUAAAAUUGCUAACCAAGCAUAAUGUUAUGUCAACUCGGCCUAAGAUAAUCACCUCAUGGGUGUUAUAAUGGACGUUCCUCAGAUGAUGCCUAUUCUCCUAUAAGCCUAAUGUGGAAAUUGCAAUGUGGUUUUCUUUGGACUAGAUGUGUGGUCCAGACUAGAGAUAUAGAGAGAUAUAUAUAUUCAAUAUUUUUUUGUGUGUGGGAAAGAUGGGGUCAAGCUUGCUGUCUCUGACAGUCUGGAAGGUUAAUGUUGAACCGUUUUUAUGGUCUGUAUUUCACCUGUUCUGCCUCCUUGAAUUGUUGGAAUGUAUCCGUGCAGGCUUUGUGGAGCUCUGUCUGUAACCUUUUUUGUGGCUCUCGUAAUACAUAUAUAUUUUUUAAA
Strigops habroptila (Kakapo) is the source of this 8714-nucleotide messenger RNA. It is a transcript of the gene ZDHHC8, whose product is annotated as zinc finger DHHC-type palmitoyltransferase 8. The record is from RefSeq and is a predicted model, not a curated record. Lineage: Eukaryota; Metazoa; Chordata; Aves; Psittaciformes; Psittacidae. The coding region runs from base 1792 to 4035 and encodes 747 amino acids. Gene Ontology annotation, biological process: protein palmitoylation. The transcript is spliced from 12 exons. Gene Ontology annotation, molecular function: palmitoyltransferase activity.